ACAGCCCAAGAUUGACAGACUUGCCAUUGUAAAUAUAACACCAUACUAGGUUGACUUAAGUCUCACUUUAUUGAUUCAUAUGGAGUCCUCUCUUUUUUACUCUCAAUAACAUGUUCACAUUGUAGUUUGACAGACGCUGACAGGUGCGUCCAACAGCCGGAGAAGAUGAGUCGCUUCCUGAACGUCCUGCGGAGCUGGCUGGUGAUGGUGUCUGUCAUCGCGAUGGGAAACACCGUGCAGAGUUUCAGAGAUCAUAGUUUUUUGUCGGAGAAGCUCUACACGGGCACACCAGAGUUUGUGAACGGUCUCCAAGCUCGAACAUUUGGUAUUUGGACACUACUAUCUUCGAUCAUCCGCUGCGCCUGUGCCAUUGAUAUCCAGAACAGAACGCUGUAUCACAUCACCUUGUGGACAUUUGUGCUGGCGUUGGGCCACUUUCUUUCUGAAGCCUUCAUCUACAAAACUGCACCUCUGACUAUCGGGGUCAUGGCACCUCUCAUUGUGGCAAGUUUUUCUAUCAUGGGAAUGCUGAUUGGAUUCCAGUGUAUUCCAGAGACACAAGAGGAAGUCGGAGCACGACAGAAGAAGCGUAACUGAAUCCCGGCAGUUAAGAUUUUCUUUCAGUCCAUUGAACCCACCUCCUCAGUGACCACCAGACACACAAGAAACUGGUCCCAGUGUGCUUCUUCUUGCCUUGGAAGAACAUGAGAUCUAGAUUUAAAUUAAUUUCCUACUGAAACACCUCAUACAUCUGUAUGUGGGCUGUAUUUCAUAUUUUUAAACUGAAAUUUUACAGUUGAAAGUGCAAUCAAAAAAAGGUUUGAACAGUGAUCAACAUGUGCUGGUUCAUAGUUCAUUUUCAAGUUAAUAAUGCAUGGAGGUUUCAUUUUGUUAAUUUUGUAGUAACUGCUGUGAUCCCAGUAAAAGGUGAAACUGCUGAAUUCAAAUGCUGAAAACAUGAGCACAUUGUUCUACGUGAGAUUUGUUAAGGUACACAGAAAAAUAAAUUCUCUUGCUCCUUAUUUUAUCCAAACACA
This is a messenger RNA of Micropterus dolomieu (smallmouth bass), 1037 nucleotides long. It is a transcript of the gene erg28, whose product is annotated as ergosterol biosynthesis 28 homolog. The transcript has 5 exons. NCBI's taxonomy places the organism in Eukaryota, Metazoa, Chordata, Actinopteri, Centrarchiformes, Centrarchidae. Bases 166 to 597 code for a protein of 143 amino acids. Gene Ontology annotation, molecular function: protein-macromolecule adaptor activity. Gene Ontology annotation, cellular component: endoplasmic reticulum; membrane. The record is from RefSeq and is a predicted model, not a curated record.